Molecule: messenger RNA, 861 nt
Organism: Heterostelium album PN500
Lineage: Eukaryota; Evosea; Eumycetozoa; Acytosteliales; Acytosteliaceae
Exons: 4
Coding region: 1-861 (286 amino acids)
Molecular function (GO): hydrolase activity
Source: RefSeq, a predicted model, not a curated record
AUGGUGAAAGUAUAUUGUGUAUCGGAUAUCCACACUGAUUAUCCAUCGAAUUUGGAACAUAUUAAACAACUACCUGCAAAAGAAGAUAGUGUACUUAUUGUAUGUGGUGAUAUCUCUGAUAAUAUUAAAAUCAUAGAAACAACACUCACCUCGUUAAAGUCGAAAUAUCCUGCCGGUGUAUUCUUCAUACCUGGUAAUCAUGAACUAUGGUGUGGAAGAUCAGAUAAUUGUUCAAACUCAAUGCAAAAACUUAAUCUAAUCACUGAACUAUGUAAGAGAAUCGGUGUUAUAAUGUCACCUACCAGUGUACAUGAAGAUUUGGCUAUUGUACCAAUGUUUGGUUGGUAUCAUCCAUCGUUCGAUGAAGAUUGGAGUAAGCUCUCGGACAAAGAGAAGAAAGAGACAUUCACAGAGUUAUAUACGGUUUGGAAUGAUUUCAGACAUUGCAAAUGGGAUAUAGCGCAUCUCGAUAUCUCGAAACGCUUCUUGGACAUGAACGAUAGGAUUAUCGAUGAUUUCAUGGAGAAACAUCAGUACUCCUAUCCGAAUAACAUCAUUACAUUCAGUCAUUUCCUGCCUCGAAGAGAUUUGCUACCACCGAAAGAACUACUACUCUACAAGUCGUUACCGAUGGUCGUCGGUGACACCCAACUCGAUGGUCAACUCCGAAAGCUUGGUUCAAACAUUCAUGUAUAUGGUCAUACUCAUAUCGAUAAGGAUAUAACAAUUGACAAAGUUAAAUAUGUACAAAAUGCAUUUGGAUCACCACAUGAAAGAACUGGAUGGAAGAAAGCACAAAUAACCGGUCCAUACGAACCAAAGUUGAUCUACCAAGAUGAUGUUAAAGCAAAUAUUAAUUAA